Messenger RNA from Halteromyces radiatus, 533 nucleotides. RefSeq lists its product as uncharacterized. The coding region runs from base 49 to 438 and encodes 129 amino acids. The transcript has 2 exons. Lineage: Eukaryota; Fungi; Mucoromycota; Mucoromycetes; Mucorales; Cunninghamellaceae. The record is from RefSeq and is a predicted model, not a curated record.
UUUCACUUUUUUCUCUUCUCUUAAACAUAUAUAUUUAUCAAAACCAACAUGACGACACAUCGUGUAUUCUCAUCAAAAUUCUUAGCACGUCUGAAGAAACCAUUAAAGGAAAGCGAUGUCAAAGCCACCUUUGUUUAUAAUGAAAACAAACAAAAAGGUUUCUGGCGUCCAGCACAAGUGUCUCGACGAGUACAGAAUGAUUUACGCAAAGCCUGUUUACAACAAAAUAUUGAUCCUCUCACCUUGGGUUUACCUGCCUCCACUCCUGCUAAACCUCUACGAUACAAACCCAACAAACUGGAAAAACAUGAACGUAUGCGUGCUGAACGACAAGAAACUAUUCGCAAAAACCUUGAAAAGAUGCCACAAACCAUUCAAGCUUGGAAGGAGGAUAAGAUGAAGGAACUAGCUAAACAAAAGACUUCAAUGCCAUUCUAAUUCUAUCUUUGUCCUAUGAUACGUCUUCAUUGAUCACUUCUUUUUUUUUUUUUCUUAUUUUAUUUUUAACCAUUUUGUAUAUUUUUUUUUUUUUU